This is a messenger RNA of Anopheles merus, 2365 nucleotides long. It is a transcript of the gene Arl5, whose product is annotated as ADP-ribosylation factor-like protein 5B. Gene Ontology annotation, molecular function: GTP binding; GTPase activity. The record is from RefSeq and is a predicted model, not a curated record. The transcript has 6 exons. Gene Ontology annotation, cellular component: cytoplasm; trans-Golgi network. The coding region runs from base 1537 to 2076 and encodes 179 amino acids. NCBI's taxonomy places the organism in Eukaryota, Metazoa, Arthropoda, Insecta, Diptera, Culicidae. Gene Ontology annotation, biological process: vesicle-mediated transport; protein localization to Golgi membrane; intracellular protein transport.
UAAACGUCAGACGCCCCACCGUGCAGCAGCAAAGUUUCGCGAGCGCCUGCCAGUGUGCGUGUUGUGUUGGUGAAACUGGUCCAUAUUUUGGAACGAAACUAUUUUGUAAUGCUUUUCCGUGCACUUCGUGCGUAUGUGCCGUAAGUGAGUUCGUGCGUGCCGUCGCCGUGUGGUGCAGAUAAAACCCGUUUCUUCACGUGAGCUGCAUGAACAAGUGUGUGAUCAAAGGUGUCUCAUUAGUCUGUGUGUGUGUGUGUGUGCGUUACCAUGUUUAUCUUCUGUGCUGAUAAUCGUACAGCAUUCCCGUGAUCUUUGUUCACCGUACGGAGGGGACGGGAAAGGUGGUAUAUUCAACGUGUCACAGUAGGUGGGUGGCACCGCACUGCUAGACACAGCCACCCGGAUACAAUUACAAUCCACACUGCCGUCGUGCAGUGUCCGUCGGCUCCACGUACACAGCAGCAGCAGCAGCAGCCCGAGAUUGCACUCGCUUGCUCUACGAAACUGUCAUCCCCGCGGCAGCCCAGCUGAGUAAAGGUCAGGGUGGUGUUCUUUCGAAGUUUCUUUUGUGUUUGCAAACCGAGUGGGGUGGGACUUUCGUCACCCAUUUCUUGGAACAGCAAAGGCCAGAUUUGCUCCAGCUCAACAUCCGGGGUUGGCAACAACUUCUCCGAACAAGCAGGCAAAAGGUCACACGCAGGGGGAACAGCUCGGCAAGGGAAAGGGGAACGAUUGCAAAAAAAAAGUGAGAAGCUUACACUUACACGCACCUUGAUUCCGUCGGAGAAGAAGCAGGAGAAGGAGUGGGCGAAAACGUGCGAGUAAACAACAAUUAGAGUGAAAACGAACCGAAAGGAAAAGAAAUCAGCAACUACAAACAACAACACCAACAACAACAAAACACUUUCGCUCGUGUGCACGUGUAUUGCUGUGUGUCUGGGUGUGUGUGUGUCCAGCUCUAAUGAUUGUUUCUUCAAUGAAGACGAGAAGGUGUGGAUAGGGGAAAGGGAGCGCAGCAACAGUAGAAAGGAAGCACGCACCAGCGAAAACAACAAGUGCAAAAGCACACAGAGACGGACACAGGCAGCAGCUUGUCUCGUGUUCGUUUAGCCCCACAGAAGCCCCAACAGUGUGUGUGUGUGUGUGUGUGUGUGUGUGUGUGUGUGUGCGUGUGUGUACUAUGGCCGUGUGACGAUGGCAUCCAUUGUAAGGAUUCCCGUACGCUGCAGGUGUCGUGCGGAAUGCCAGUGCUAAAGCGUCCCUCGAGACGGCCGCAGGAUACUGUCCUUACGCGGAUGUGUGUCUGCUGAGUGUGUCCUACCUUUGUGUGUGUGUGUUUGUGCCUCUAAUGGCAGCAAAUGUUUGAAAAAAUAAAAAGGCCAACAAUACAAUAGCGCAGUCAGCCACAGCCUCCUUGUGCUCCUGUGCCUGUGGUAGAGCAAUAUCCGCCCAAGGAGAGAGAGAGGAAGAGAAAGCCCACACGGGAUUGAAAUCACCAACGACAGCGACGAAGACGACGCACACAACAUCAUCAAAAUGGGGCUACUGUUUGCAAAAAUCUGGAGCUUAUUCGGCAACGAAGAACACAAGCUCGUCAUGGUGGGUUUGGACAAUGCCGGCAAGACAACCAUCCUGUACCAGUUUCUAAUGAACGAAGUCGUCCACACCAGCCCAACGAUUGGAUCGAACGUGGAGGAGAUCGUGUGGAAAAAUAUUCACUUUCUCGUGUGGGAUCUGGGCGGCCAGCAGAGCUUACGGGCGGCCUGGAGCACGUACUACACAAACACAGAGUUCAUCAUCAUGGUAAUAGACUCAACCGAUCGCGAACGGUUAGCGGUGACGCGUGAGGAGUUGUACAAAAUGCUGCAGCACGAAGACUUAACGAAGGCUAGUUUAUUAGUGUACGCAAAUAAGCAGGAUCUAAAAGACUCGAUGAGUGCAGCUGAAAUUUCCAAACAAUUAGACCUUACCUCCAUCAAGAACCACCAGUGGCACAUACAGUCCUGCUGUGCGCUCACGGGCGAAGGCUUGUACCAGGGAUUAGAAUGGAUAGCGCAAAGGAUCAAGAAGAAAUGACACCCACCUGUGUAAAAGCUCUGCAGCUAUGUAAACCCCGUGGGGACGACCGGCACCGCACCGGUAGCACUUUGCUCGGUGAUUCUAUUGUUAUUCCGUAUGGAGUAUAUGGAGAGGUGGGCAAAAACAAACCCACAAAAUCACAACCAAACCAAGCGUCUGUGACGACGUUUGGCAAGGGUAUCCUGGGCAGUAGGAAAACCCCUCCGCCUGCUGCUCUCCAUUCAAACCGUACCGAAGGCAAUCGAACUGGUCGGCGGAGGAGACGUGUAAUUAGCGAAACGAUCCA